Nezara viridula (southern green stink bug) is the source of this 534-nucleotide messenger RNA. NCBI's taxonomy places the organism in Eukaryota, Metazoa, Arthropoda, Insecta, Hemiptera, Pentatomidae. The record is from the annotation of a GenBank genome assembly.
AUGCAGUUGCCGGGGAAACUAACACUCUCCCUGGGAGCUGGUGAAGAAAGUCUUGGAAGCCGGCCUACUAUUGGAGGGAAACGGCUACUCCUCAUCCUUCAUGUCCUAGACAAUUUGACCCCAGUACCCCGGACAAUCGAUAGGAUACAAUGCACGAGGACGACCGCCCCCAGAGCAGAAGAACAGCUGAAGGACUCACUCUCACUUCUAUUGAGCGGGGGUGGGGCGGUGACGUCGGGGGCGGCGGUAAUUAUACAACCUGUGGAGCCCAACUGGGUCAUCCUCGGGCACGUGGCCCUUCGCCUUCCUAGAACUGGUGCUCAAUCGAUUCUCGCUCCGUGGGUGAGUGAUAUUGAUCUGGCCUCACUUCCGGGUAGGUCCAAGGCCGCCGCCAUGUUGGACCCGCGUGCCAAUGUCACGGUCCCCUCCCCCCCUCCGUCCGAGCCCAGAUCAGCUGAUGGUCGUCUCCGGGCCAACGCCGUUCUCAACUUGGGGCGAAAACUCAACAAGCAUCAAGUUCCAAGCCGAAAUUAA